AUGUCUGGAAUAAACCAGCCUACGCAGAACCAACCUACUCAUUGGGGUGACUCUUCCAGCCCUCAGCUGCCAAGCAUUGGAGGCCUGAGCCAGCCCGCCAACGUUUGGCCGUCAUCAGGUCUCUUCCUCCCUCAUCCUCAACCUAAUUGGUCUCAUGUCUCUCCAGGAGUGUCACUCCAGAGCCCUUUCAAUGCGACAGAAGAACAGGGCGCACGACUACAGAGUGCGAACCUGAGAGGCAACAAUCUGUCGUCCUCGACAUCGCAGAACCCGGUCGCAUCGCAUCCAGGGCCCAUCGUCACCCAAGGCCAUGGGAGACAUGAGAUUCCGUCGAAUGCGGUUGAGACGGGACUUGUUGAUAGCAUUCCAUCUAAGCGACCUCGCCGCAAACGCAAAGCACCCCAUGUUGGAGAGACGCAAUGGGAGCAGAAAAAGCCAUAUAUAGAGCAGCUGUACAUGAAAGAAGACCUCCCUUUGCCAGAGGUAGUACGAAGGAUGGAGGAAACUCACGCAUUCCUCGCGACAGAAAAGAUGUACAAGAACAGGUUCAAGAUUUGGCGAUGGGUCAAGAAUACUCCUACUGCGUGGAUGGCAAAGAAAGCACGGCAACGCAAGCUUCUUGGAAAGGAUACAGUAUUCUACUGGAACGAUGAAAGAUGGACUGAGGAGCAGCUUGCACAGAAAAAUGGCAAGGCUUGGCAGGAUCAGGGCGGCGAUUGUCCAUCGGUUAUAUGUGGCCGCACUCCUAACGAUACCGAGUAUUACACGCCUGGAAAUGAGAGGCCUCAGCGGAACCUCUCUUCUCAGCCACGCGGCUCGAACGAGCGGCAUGCGGAACAGAAAUUCUAUCUUGACACUCCACCAGUCAAUCUUCUGCUGAACAAAACAACUUUAGCUCAACUUCACGGUUUACUUAAAGAUGCUUCACGUGCAGCCUCGACCGGAAAGGUCAACGAUGCCGAUGCGGAUUUUCGCGAUGCAGUAUCAGGAUUUCGCUUCAAACUUUCACCAACUCACGACGAAACCCUCAGGGCUGCAUACCUAUAUGCUUGCUUCUAUGCGAAAUGCAACCAGAUGGACAGAGCAGAUGCUGUACUAAACUGGAUGUCAGACCAUCAUGUCGAAAAAUGGGGGCCUAGGCACGAAAAUACCUAUGUCCACUAUGCGCGCAUGGCAGAGCUGUUCCGAUCUUGGGGUCGCCAAGAGGAUGCUGAGCUCCUCAUCUACAAGCUACUGGAUGAUGAGAUGGAUGAAGGCGUCAAUCUCCUGGGUAUUGGGCACGAGCCCUCCAAUCAGCGCACAACUACACGCAUUGACUUGGACAGCUCGUUUCUUGAGACGGAUGAUCCAGAAUCAAUAAGCCAGCAACUCAACAGAAUCGAUCUAGCAAUGAUAUCAACCAUUAGAGGCAUAGACAAUGUCCUCGAGGUUAUCAUCAGGCAUUGCGAAGGCAAGCCCCAUGAUCUUGGUAUGUCGCUGCAAGCUUGCCGAGCCAAGUGUGCGCUUGCAAAAUGGCAUGGUAACGCCGGUCAUUUCGGACAGUCCUGCCAUAUCCUCGAAGAUGCGAGAAGAUCAAUCACACCAUUUAUCUCUGUCGAUGAAGAGCCCAUGUCGAGGCAAACACUUCAAACAGCGAAAAGCCUGGCUUAUCAGUUCUUGGAAACAAAGGACGAGUCUUCCUGCAAUGCUGUGCUUGAAGAUGUCGUUGCUUCACUCGAGGCACGCUGCCGAACUCUUGACUGCGAGGAGAAGGAUAGGGUGUUCCUCCUGGACUUUGUUCUGACUGCUGCGUUCCAUUUCCACGAGGUUUCCUCCUGGGAGCAAUGCCGAUAUUGGGUUGAGCGAGGGUUUUGUCUUGCUAUGAGAAUGCAUGGCAUAAAGUCGCCAGAGGCUCAGAGAUUCCAAAAAGUAUUGGAUAAAGAGGGCUUUGAUAUGAGGAGUUCGAUAAGUGUCCAUGAUCUAAUGAAGUCUUCUGGGGGGGGUCUUUAA
Molecule: messenger RNA, 1989 nt
Organism: Fusarium redolens
Lineage: Eukaryota; Fungi; Ascomycota; Sordariomycetes; Hypocreales; Nectriaceae
Exons: 3
Coding region: 1-1989 (662 amino acids)
Molecular function (GO): protein binding
Source: RefSeq, a predicted model, not a curated record